Neltuma alba is the source of this 1181-nucleotide messenger RNA. Its product is annotated as 26S proteasome non-ATPase regulatory subunit 6 homolog. Lineage: Eukaryota; Viridiplantae; Streptophyta; Magnoliopsida; Fabales; Fabaceae. The annotation marks the transcript as partial. The transcript is spliced from 8 exons. The record is from RefSeq and is a predicted model, not a curated record. Gene Ontology annotation, biological process: proteasome-mediated ubiquitin-dependent protein catabolic process.
CAUGAAGCCUGUUUAGCUUAACCCUGUAGCGCAGUUCCUCCUUCCUCAAGCAAGAGUAAUUGAGAAUCGCUGCUCAGUGGGCAAAGCGUUAGGCCGCCAUGGAAGGACAAGAAGGGGUUCAGGAACCACAAAUCGUGCUCGCUAACAAGUUUUUUCAUCUCAAACACCCCGAUGUCCAAGACAUUGAAAAGGUCCGGCUCAAAGAGGAGGUUUUUACUCAUGUCAAGGAUAAUGAUAUGGUUCCUUUAUACGAAACCCUAGUCGCUGAUUCAGUAUUGCCCCUAGAUCAGAGCGUUUUGGACUCGAUGCGUGCUAAAAUAGACGAGGAACUCAAGAAGCUUGACGAGAAGAUUGCUGAUGCAGAGGAAAACUUAGGUGAGAGUGAAGUUCGAGAGGCUCACUUGGCAAAGUCCUUGUUUUUCAUUCGGAUUGGUGACAAGGAAAAAGCCUUGGAACACCUCAAGUUAACAGAAAGCAAGACGGUUGCUGUUGGCCAGAAGAUGGAUCUGGUGUUUCAUACAUUGCAGCUUGGUUUCUUCGACAUGGAUUUUGAUCUCAUCUCCAAGAGCAUUGAUAAAGCUAAAAGCUUGUUUGAAGAAGGUGGUGAUUGGGAAAGAAAGAACCGGUUGAAAGUGUAUGAAGGCUUGUAUUGCAUGUCCACUCGAAAUUUCAAGAAGGCUGCCAAUCUGUUUUUAGAUUCUAUUUCAACAUUUACAACCUAUGAACUUUUUCCCUAUGACACUUUUAUAUUUUACACUGUUUUGACAAGCGUUAUAUCAUUGGAUAGAGUUUCCAUGAAGCAAAAGGUGGUGGAUGCUCCUGAGAUCUUGACAGUGAUCGGCAAAAUCCCAUAUCUUUCAGAGUUUUUGAACUCCUUAUACGACUGUCAAUACAAGUCAUUCUUCUCAGCGUUUGCUGGCUUGACGGAGCAAAUCAAGUUGGACCGCUAUUUGCAUCCCCACUUCCGAUUUUACAUGAGGGAGGUCAGAACCGUUGUUUAUUCACAGUUCUUGGAAUCUUACAAGAGCGUUACAAAUGAGGCAAUGGCAAAAGCAUUUGGGGUGACCGUGGAUUUCAUUGAUCUGGAGCUAUCCCGUUUUAUUGCAGCUGGGAAGCUACAUUGCAAGAUUGAUAAAGUCGCAGGCGUCCUAGAGACUAACCGCCCUGAUUCUAAGAAUGCC